Pseudogymnoascus destructans is the source of this 867-nucleotide messenger RNA. RefSeq lists its product as uncharacterized. The record is from RefSeq and is a predicted model, not a curated record. The transcript has 2 exons. NCBI's taxonomy places the organism in Eukaryota, Fungi, Ascomycota, Leotiomycetes, Thelebolales, Thelebolaceae. The coding region runs from base 1 to 867 and encodes 288 amino acids.
AUGCUCCCAUCAGGUUCAUCGGUUGUGUUCAAAGAAUCAACGUAUUUCUUGCGGAAUGGACCAGAAAUCUCCCUGCCUUUGCCUGCCGAGGUCCGCGCCCAUCAACGCCAGGGGCAAUAUGGGCCCAUUCAGUUCGAAUCGCUCAACCUCCUGGUCAAAUACGGAAAAGAGAUCACUAUCGCGGAGGGGCAAUGUCUCUGGGCUAUCCGUCGCUUCUUGCCUUCCCAAGUCCCAGUUCCCGAAGUCUAUGGCUGGUGCGAAGACAAUGGCGAAGUUUUCGUUUACAUGGAGCUUGUUAAAGGCGUUACAUUGGAAAAAAGAUGGGAGUCGCUCUCAAAACAAGAGAGGAAAAUCGUCUGUGACCAGCUUCGAGCUAUGUUACUAGCACUACGCAAUCUACAACAGGAUCCAAAGGAUCAGUUUCUAGGUCAUAUCAACCGCCAACCUCUGCUAGAUAUCGUAUUCACAGACGACACAAAACCUUCCGCUGGCCCAUUCGCCUCAGUAAAAGAAUUUCAUGACUGGCUAUCUUAUUUGACCAAACAAGGGAAGGAGAUCCACUGGCCAGACCCUUCACAAAUUCCUGAUCCAUUCCGGCACUUACUUCCGGACAACUCGCCAAUUACCUUUACUCAUGCAGACCUACAUCCAAGCAACAUCAUCGUGUCUACAGACAAACCCUAUCGCAUUGUGGGUAUCAUUGACUGGCAUCAAUCGGGCUGGUAUCCAGAAUACUGGGAAUACUGCAAGGCCGUAUUCACAGCCGAUCCCAACGGAGAAUGGGAGACCGAAUACAUACCACGAUUUUUGGAGGUUGCUGAUUGCUAUGGUGCUUGGAGCUAUUAUUCUCAAACUCUUGGAUACUGA